CGCGUGUGUGGAUUAAGCCGGCUGUUGAAGUUGCAUUGUGCUUGGAGCCCAAAACUGGGCGCGGGGAGUUGUCGGCUUGCCAGAAAUAACGCUGAAUGUAUACGUAACAGCCUGCAUAUGAUCGAAUUGAUGACGUUCCGGUUCGUUUGUUCCUUGCUUUUCACCUAGUCGUUUUGAACACCCCAUCACCGUAUCUGAAAGGCAGCCAAGAUGAUGAAGAUGAAGCUUGUAGACAACGUGGUUCGGAGCUUUCGGGUUGCUAAGGUGUUUCGAGAAAACACUGAUAAGAUUAACAACUUGGAUUUUGCUGCAAAUGGAGAAAAUCUCAUAUCCAGUAGCGAUGAUGAUCAAAUAAUCAUCUAUGAUUGUGAAAAAGGAGUACAGAAGAGGACAGUGAACAGCAAGAAGUAUGGUGUGGAUCUGAUCCAUUUUACUCAUGCCAAGAAUGCAGCAAUUCACAGUUCAACUAAGAUUGAUGAUACCAUCCGGUACCUAUCAUUACAUGAUAACAAGUACAUCAGGUACUUUCCUGGUCAUACCAAGAAGGUGGUGACACUCUGCAUGUCGCCGGUGGACGACUCGUUCCUGUCCGGCUCCAUGGACCGCACACUGCGUCUCUGGGACCUGCGCUCGCCCAACUGCCAGGGCCUGAUGCACCUGUCCGGCCGGCCGGUGGCCGCCUUCGACCCCGAGGGGCUCAUCUUCGCCGCCGGCGUCAAUUCGGAGAGCCUCAAGCUCUACGACCUACGCUCCUUUGACAAGGGUCCCUUUACGACGUUCAAGCUGAGUCAGGAGAAGGAGUGUGACUGGACGGGCGUCAAGUUCUCCCCCGACGGCAAGACGCUGCUCGUCUCCACCAACGGCUCCAUCAUCCGCCUGGUGGAUGCCUUCACCGGCCAACCGCUGCAGACGUUCACGGGCCACCUGAACAACAAGGGCAUCGCGCUGGAGGCGUCGUACAGCCCCGACUCGCAGUUCGUGUUCUCCGGCUCCACUGAUGGCAGGCUGCAUGUCUGGAACGCCGAGAACGGCUACAAGCUGUGCGUGCUGAACGCUGACCACACGGGACCGGUGCAGUGCGUGCAGUUCAACCCCAAGUACAUGAUGCUGGCCUCGGCCUGCACCAACAUGGCGUUCUGGCUGCCCAACAUGGACGAGGUGGCUGCCGGACCGAUGUAGCGGCUGCUGCUGACGACAGCCCGGAGAAGACCGGCCCGCGCCACUGCCGCCCGGCGGCCGGUGGCGCGCCGCCCUGUACAUACCGACAGUCAUGUUCAUACGGCGCGCGAGGUGUCAGCGCAAACCGGGCGCUGCCGCCGUUCGGUGUCCCGCCGCCGCCGUCGGCUCGGGGACGGUCGCGCGCGACGCCGUGGUUUCUCGUGUCACAGGUUCAUUCCGUUCCCGAAAUAUACCCGCGAUGUUUUUCCA
Molecule: messenger RNA, 1428 nt
Organism: Pollicipes pollicipes
Lineage: Eukaryota; Metazoa; Arthropoda; Thecostraca; Pollicipedomorpha; Pollicipedidae
Gene: Wdr82
Product: WD repeat domain 82
Exons: 8
Coding region: 211-1179 (322 amino acids)
Cellular component (GO): Set1C/COMPASS complex
Molecular function (GO): chromatin binding; protein binding
Source: RefSeq, a predicted model, not a curated record